This is a messenger RNA of Schistocerca americana (American grasshopper), 659 nucleotides long. Its product is annotated as guided entry of tail-anchored proteins factor 1-like. The record is from RefSeq and is a predicted model, not a curated record. The transcript has 4 exons. Gene Ontology annotation, biological process: tail-anchored membrane protein insertion into ER membrane. NCBI's taxonomy places the organism in Eukaryota, Metazoa, Arthropoda, Insecta, Orthoptera, Acrididae. The coding region runs from base 56 to 550 and encodes 164 amino acids.
GAAAGAUCUUUGGUAUUGUUUACAUACGUAAAGUAAAUAAACUAUUGAACCGGCGAUGUAUAUUUUACUGUCAACGACAUGUAUCUGCUUUAUCAACGCCUUUCUUCCAGUUAUUGUCAGAAGUCUGUUGUCCUGUAUAUGUGUUGCAUCAGCACAUGAACGGGAACUCAAGACUGAAGAAGCACAUGUAAAAGCAGAGUUAGCAACAAUCUCAAUGAUUGAUGAAUUUGCGAAAUAUGCUCGAAUGCAACGUAAACUUAACAAAAUUCAGAAUGAAUUGAAAACUGUAGCUGCUUCACGACUGGAAUCACAAGCAAAAACCAAAAUUGCUGUUUUAUAUGCUGCACAAUUGGUGUUGGGCAUCAUUACCUGCUGCUUUGUCUGGAUGUAUAAGCAUGUACCUGUUGCAACUUUUCCACCAAAUUGGAUGAAACCUUUCGGUGCAUUUCUCUCAUGGCCAUCUGGCAUUGAUGGUGGUAUAAGUAUUGUUAUUUGGUUGUUUUGUGUUGGACACAUUGCAAGAAAAGCAGCUAAGCAGUUUUGUAUUUGAGUGUGCUAAAUAUUGUGUAUGUCAAGAUGCCUAAUUUUGUUAUGAGAACAGUACUUGUAUUUCCAUCCCAAAGAAAUAUUUUAAAAAUAAACAUUUUGUUGCUGAGAAA